This is a messenger RNA of Lobosporangium transversale, 1063 nucleotides long. RefSeq lists its product as hypothetical. The record is from RefSeq and is a predicted model, not a curated record. The coding region runs from base 38 to 1033 and encodes 331 amino acids. Gene Ontology annotation, molecular function: nitronate monooxygenase activity. The transcript is spliced from 5 exons. Lineage: Eukaryota; Fungi; Mortierellomycota; Mortierellomycetes; Mortierellales; Mortierellaceae.
CUUUACCUCAGUCCACUCACUUUCCAUAAAAAAAGACAUGGUUCUUCAAACUAAACUUACCAAGCUGGUUGGCAUCAAGCAUCCCAUCGUUCAAGGUGGCAUGCAAUGGGUGGGAACGGCCGAGCUCGCUUCAGCAGUGUCGAAUGCUGGUGGUUUAGGUAUUUUGACGGCAUUGACUCAACCUACCCCUGAGCAUCUUCGUCAAGAGAUCCGUCGUUGCCGUACGAUGACAAACAACCCUUUUGGUGUCAACUUGACGUUCCUCCCUGCUAUGACUCCCCCUCCCUAUGCUGAAUAUACCGACGUGAUCAUUCAGGAAGGCAUUAAGGUUGUUGAGACUGCUGGUAACAAUCCUGGUGAGCACAUCAAGAAGCUCAAGAAAGCUGGUGUCGCUGUCAUUCACAAGUGCACUUCGAUUCGUCAUGCCUUGAGCGCCCAGCGUCUCGGUGUAGACAUGCUCAGUAUUGAUGGCUUUGAGUGCGCUGGACACCCUGGUGAGGACGAUGUGACGGGAUUGAUUUUGUUACCCCUUGCUGCUAAGGCACUCAAGAUUCCCUUCAUUGCUUCAGGUGGAUUCGGUGAUGGUGCUGGUCUUGCUGCUGCCCUUGCUCUUGGCGCUGAGGGUAUCAACAUGGGUACACGUUUCAUGUGCACACAGGAAGCCCCCAUCCACAACAACAUCAAGGAACAAAUCGUCCAAGCUGGUGAGCGUGACACAUCCUUGAUUUUCCGUACACUCCACAACACAGCUCGUGUUUUCAGAAACAAGGUUGCAAAGGAGGUGAUUGAGAUUGAACGUAAGCCAGGUGGAGCCGAGUUCUCGGAAGUAGCUCCCUUGGUCUCGGGUCAACGAGGCAAGCUCGUCUAUGAGAUCGGUGACCCUGACCAUGGUAUCUGGACUGCCGGCCAGAUCGUCGGUCUGAUCAACGAUAUCCCUACCUGCGAUGUCCUUGUCAAGAGGAUAGUUCAACAAGCCGAAGAAAUCAUCAAGGACCGUCUGGAAAGCAUGAUCAUCCCAGAAUCCAAGCUCUAAAAGAAAUAGCAAUAAUAAUUAGACAUGUAC